This is a messenger RNA of Hermetia illucens (black soldier fly), 1869 nucleotides long. RefSeq names its product proton-coupled folate transporter-like. Bases 287 to 1738 code for a protein of 483 amino acids. The record is from RefSeq and is a predicted model, not a curated record. Gene Ontology annotation, molecular function: transmembrane transporter activity. Gene Ontology annotation, cellular component: membrane. NCBI's taxonomy places the organism in Eukaryota, Metazoa, Arthropoda, Insecta, Diptera, Stratiomyidae. The transcript has 9 exons. Gene Ontology annotation, biological process: transmembrane transport.
CAAGAUAAUGGUUGGUGAUACGUACUUGAGAGUUAUACGCUCAGCUAGCGAAUUGUAUUCUGCCGACCCGCGAUCUGGACGGGUGGCAUGACGAAAGUUGUCUGACUGGGUUCGGACUUAGCAAUUCGGUUCGCGUUUAUAACUUCGCAUUUUGCGUCUAUUGUUCAUUGCGCUUGGUUCUUAGUGAUUUGAAAGUGAUUUGAGUGCCCAUCUAAUGGCUUCGGCCUAAUGUUUUAAGCAAAUCAUUUAAAAGUUCUGUUCAAUAAGUCACAAAUUAGAAAGGAGGAUGGAAGCCAGCAACGAAUUGUUAGUGUCCUUCCCCGAAGCAGGAGUGCAGGCACCCCUAUCCCAUCGCCUUAAGAAACUAUGCCAGAUGUCAUUGGGGCCCGCGAUUUUCCUUUUGUUUUUCGCCAUCAGUUUUUCAUCUGUCGUGGGUCAGAAUUGGAUUAUCAAACUAACGUGCACAACAAUAUUUGGAUACAAUGAGACAAUCUGCAAUCAGUUGGGGACCGCCAAUGCAACGGAAGAAAUACAUGAAAUCGAAAGGACUGUUCAACCUUAUGUAACUCAAAUUUUAAUGACCGUUUCGCUUGCCGGUGGUAUCGGUCCUUCACUGACCGGUAUAUUUUUUGGAGCCUGGUCGGAUAAAUUUGGGAGAAGGCCGCUUUUGUUAACAGCCUUUGGAGGAUUUUUCGUGUCAUCCGUUAUGAGCACUUUCAUCAGUUAUCUUUCGACCGUAUGCUUAGUCAGUCCAUGGGUUGUUGUUUUGACCACAAUACCAACAAGUCUGGUAGGGGGCUUUUGCAGCAUUCUCGGAGGAACUUUUUGUUAUAUUGCGGACACUGCAACAGAGAAACAACGUCCCUUUCAAUUAGCGAUUGUAGGUGCGUUCAUAUCAUUAGGAAUGUUUCUUGGAUCCUUGACAUCUGCAUACGCUAUUGAUGUUCUGAGCAUGACUGCGAUAUUUGGCAUUCACUCAGCAUUGAUGUUCACUGCCUUGUUGUAUAUUACAUUAUUUGUUGCAGAAAGCCUAGAUAGCGAAAGAUUACAGACUACGUCAAAACUAAGAGGACUUUUCAAAUGGAGUCUAGUUAAAGAUAUGUCGAACACACUUCUACAACGACGUCCAGGCUAUGACAGAAUGAUCGUUUGGAUAUGUAUAGCUGUCCUAUGUGUCUGCAUUUUUGCCGUCGAAGGACCAUCUACAAUAUUCUUCCUGUACGUAAGAGAACAAUUCCACUGGACCGCUUCUGAUUACGCGACAUAUAAUGCGAUAAGCACGCUAGUUGGAGCACUUGGCUCUACAUUGGCUAUCAUCAUUUUGCAGAAGUGCUUGAAAUUUUCACCAGUCUCCAUAAUUUUAAUUGGACUUGGAACUAAUCUGUUAAAUCACGUAGUGAAGACCUUUGCCACAGAAUCAUGGCAUCUUUACUUGGCUAUCACGAUUUCUGCAGCGAGCGGUGCUGCAUUUCCAACAUGUCGAUCACUAAUUGCAACAGUUGUACCAUCAGAAGAAAUUGGCAAAGUCUAUUCAGUAUCGACUGCUUUGGAAUUCAUAGCUCCUAUAGGAUCAGCACCGUUGUACACUUAUGUAUACAACGCUACUUUAGAUACGUUUGCCGGGGCCUUCAAUGGAAUCACUGUUUUCCUGUAUUUGAUUUCCUACAUCUUGUUCGCAAUUCUUUUUGGAUUAGAAACGUAUGAUCCCAGUAUUAUAAAUCGGCCUGCAAUGCACUAAUACGAAAUCCAUGUGUAAUUUUAAAUCUUCAAGAAGGUUGAGCCUUACCGUUUUGGUGCUAUGUGAUUUUUUUUGUACAGUCAAACUGUUAUUAGAUAUGAAAAUAUAAAGUAAAUAUUUACAAUUUUUAA